Messenger RNA from Lytechinus variegatus (green sea urchin), 2035 nucleotides. Its product is annotated as L-lactate dehydrogenase A chain-like. The record is from RefSeq and is a predicted model, not a curated record. Bases 332 to 1348 code for a protein of 338 amino acids. Lineage: Eukaryota; Metazoa; Echinodermata; Echinoidea; Temnopleuroida; Toxopneustidae. Gene Ontology annotation, cellular component: cytoplasm. Gene Ontology annotation, molecular function: L-lactate dehydrogenase (NAD+) activity. Gene Ontology annotation, biological process: carboxylic acid metabolic process. The transcript has 7 exons.
CCUUCAACUUAGUUUUUCAGAAGCCACCUGGAACCACUCACCCUCAUUUAGCUCUCCAGUAAGUGUUGAGAUGCAUCAUUUUACUUGCAAUAUAGUUUAGUUUUGUUAAACUGCAACAAAUGUCAUAUCAUGUUUUUUUAAUUGCGGCCUCAAUCAAGUACCAUGGUACGACUAUACUCUAUAAAAGGACUUUACUCAACGGAAGAAGAAUAUUUCAUGACGAAGGUUGAUUCACCAAGCCAGUGAUAACACCAUCUUUUGGAAGUAUCAUAACAUUCAACUUUGAUUGUUUUAGAUUCAACUCUGAUUGUCUUCGAUCUGAGAAAGGAAGAUGUCAACUCUCACUAAUAAGUUGAUGGACAUGGUCGUUGACCAAGUGGACGACAUAUCACCAACCAAAGUGACCAUCGUUGGUGUUGGUCAAGUGGGCAUGGCUUGUGCAUACAGUAUAAUGACACAGAAUAUAGCUAGUGAGAUAGCGCUUGUUGAUGUGAUUGCUGAUAAGUUAAAAGGUGAAGUAUAUGACAUGCAGCACGGUCUAGCGUUCGUCAAGGGAUGCUGUGUAAAAGGAGAUACAGAUUACAAAGUAACGGCUGGAUCAAGACUAUGCAUCAUUACUGCUGGAGCUAGGCAGAGAGAUGGUGAAAGCAGACUUAAUCUUGUUCAAAGAAAUGUAAAAAUAUUUGAAGGUAUUGUUCCGAAUCUUGUUCGCUACAGUCCAAACACAGUUCUUCUAGUAGUCACGAAUCCUGUUGAUAUUCUUACACACGUUGCAUGGAAACUGAGUGGUUUGCCUGCUAAUAGGGUCAUAGGUUCUGGGACAAACCUCGACACGGCUCGCUUCCGUUUCCUCCUUGGAGAAAAAUUGGGUAUUGCGCCCUCUAGUGUUCAUGGGUAUAUCAUCGGAGAGCACGGUGAUUCUAGUGUUGCUGUCUGGUCAGCUACCACAGUAGCUGGAGUAAGUCUUCAGAACCUACACCCUGAGAUAGGAACUGCUAAAGAUCCUGAGAAUGUGAACCAAGUUCAUCAAGAGGUGAUAGAUAGUGCAUAUAAGAUCAUCAAACUCAAAGGCUAUACUUCAUGGGCUAUUGGAUUGAGCUGUGCCACAUUAGCUUCUGCUGUGUUAAGGAAUCAGAAAGGAGCCUACCCUGUUUCUACUGUUGCCAAAGGAUACCAUGGUAUUGAACAUCCAGUAUUCCUAAGUCUCCCAUGUAUUCUUGGUCAAGAUGGAAUCUCUCAUGUUAUAAAGCAGACAUUGAAUACCAAAGAACAGGCUCAGCUUCAAUCCAGUGCUAAUACCUUGUGGGACAUCGCCAAAUCGUUGGAGCUACGAGAGCCAUCGAAGUAAGGGGCCUAUAGCUUCUUUAUGAAACAAGGUCAAUAUUAAUAAUUCAGAAAACACAAACCCCUAACGUAGCUUUCUAAGUCAAAGAGCUAACAUAACUAAAGCAAAAUAACACCACUGUCCUUGCUUUCCUUAUAACAUGCUACUACUUUAUAGAAAAUGCAAAUCAAGUUUUUUGCGGCAUUUUUAAUCGUUAUCAGGCCAAGUUUAAUGAGAAAGUCAUUUUUUGUCAUCAAUGUCAUCAAUGUCCGCUUAUUAAGUAGAUAUCACUUACAUGUCACUUUAGUUAGGUUUUGUUGGUCGUAUUUAUAAUCUUUUCUGUUGCUUCUUUUUACAAACUAUUGUGUCUGUUAAUAGGGUUUGUGCAGCACAGAGAAGAAAUUGGUGUGCUAUUUAAGAUAUUUCUGGUGUGAUUUUAGUUUUGUGAUAAAUAAUUUGUCUUUGAUACUGAGGCACCUAACCAAAAAUCAGAGUCGUUUCAUUCCCAUGUAAAUCUAGCAUGCAUUCUAUAAUCCUCAUAUUUUAGCAUUGACCAUACAUUCUGCACGAAAAUCCAACCUUUCUUUUGAAUUUCUUGCCUCCAGUCUUUGGAAUUAACCCCCUCUUAACCUCUCCAAAAAAAAACCUUUUCAAAAACUUAAAGUGAUUGGUUAACAUUGGUUUGACUUUAAAAAAAUCUGAGCUAGAAGG